Molecule: messenger RNA, 2179 nt
Organism: Haplochromis burtoni (Burton's mouthbrooder)
Lineage: Eukaryota; Metazoa; Chordata; Actinopteri; Cichliformes; Cichlidae
Gene: mcoln1a
Product: mucolipin TRP cation channel 1a
Exons: 14
Coding region: 128-1897 (589 amino acids)
Cellular component (GO): lysosomal membrane; plasma membrane
Molecular function (GO): NAADP-sensitive calcium-release channel activity
Source: RefSeq, a predicted model, not a curated record
AGAGCGGAAACGCUUUUAGUUUUUAACCUCGUCAGUGAUCAACAGUUACAGCUCCCGAGAAAGCACUCGCUUGGCGAUAGGUUUAACCGUUUUCUUCACCUAUUUAUGUAUUUUAACAGAUAACUACAUGGCUACGACAGGACGGAAGGACUCCUCUGAGCGGGAAAGACUUCCCUCUCCGGUGACUCGCUACGGCUCCACAGACAGCAGUGGCGAGGAUGACUAUCAAAUUAACAGUCAUGACAACAACUGUAACCACCACCGGUUUGCCACAGCAGCAGGAUGUCACUGGGUCCACGCUGGAGAGGAAGAGGAGGCGAUUUGCAGGAAGCUAAAAUACUUCUUUAUGAGCCCUUGUGAUAAAUAUCAUGCCAAGGGGCGCUAUCCUUUUAAACUGAUCCUGCAGCUAGCCAAAAUUUUUUUUGUCACCACUCAGUUGGUGCUGUUUGGCCUCAGUAACCAGGUGGUGGUGACCUUUAAGGAGGAGAACACUAUGACCUUCAAGCACAUCUUCCUCAAGGACUACGAUGAGUCCUCAGAUGACUCCUUUGCCGUUUACACACAGCAGGACGUCUACGACCACAUCUUCUACGCCGUGGAUCAGUAUCUGGCCUUGCCAGAGACCACAGUGGGACGCUAUGCAUAUGUCUAUAACCGUGCCGAGAAUGGCAGCGCCCUCUUUCUCUGCCAGCAGUACUACAAGAAGGGACACAUCGACCCCGCCAACGACACGUUCAGCAUAGACCCCCGUGUCAUCAAAGAGUGUGUUGGCGUGAACCCCAUGACGAUCCCCCAGGGUCCGCUCACAAGCAACUACAAGAACUUUACACUCAAGUUCCACAAGUUGAUUAAUGUUACCAUAGAGUUCCAGCUGAAGGCGAUAAAUAUCCAGACUAUCAUCAACAACGAGAUCCCAGACUGCUACACCUUUCAUAUAACAAUAGUUCUGGACAACAAGGCUCAUAGUGGCAAGGUGAAGAUCCGGCUAGACAACCAGGCGUCAAUAAAGGAGUGCAAAGACCCGAGCAUCUCUGGACAAGUUCAGACGUACGCACGUUUGGCAUUUGAUAUUAUUGUGGUUCUGAUCUGCAUGCUGUCGCUGGUGCUGUGUGGACGCUCCAUAAUACGAGGCAUCAUGCUGCAAUGGGAGUUUGUGGAGUUCUUUAAGACGACGCUAGAUCGUAAAGUGUGCUGGGGAGACCGGCUAGAGUUUAUUAACGGCUGGUAUAUCCUCCUCAUCAUCAGUGACAUCUUCACAAUCACUGGCAGUUUCAUCAAAAUCGGCAUCGAGACAAAGAAUAUAUCCUCCUAUGACCUCUGUGCCAUCCUUUUGGGAACCUCCACUCUCUUAGUGUGGGUGGGAGUCAUUCGCUACCUCACAUUCUUCCAGAAGUACAAUAUCCUUAUCGUGACACUUCGAGCAGCUUUCCCCAAUGUUAUUCGGUUCUGCUGCUGUGUGGCUGUCAUCUAUCUGGGCUACUGCUUCUGUGGCUGGAUCGUCCUGGGACCAUACCAUGUCAAGUUCCGCUCUCUGUCCAUGGUGUCCGAGUGUCUGUUCUCCCUCAUUAACGGCGACGACAUGUUCGUGACGUUCGCAGAGAUGCAGGAGACCAGUCCUCUAGUGUGGCUGUUUAGCCAGGUUUACCUGUACACCUUCAUCUCCCUCUUCAUCUACAUGGUGCUGUCUCUGUUCAUCGCUCUCAUCACAGGAGCGUACGAGACCAUCAAGCAUCAAACCCAAGAACCAAUCCACAUAACAGAUCUGCACGCCUUCAUAGCAGAGUGCACAGAUGCACCGAAUUCUGGGAAGUUCAGAGGUUUGGAGACUUCACCUUGCUCCUUCUUCUGCUGCUGUGACAGAACAACCACGUAUGAAGAUGUCCUGCUGGUGAACUGAAAUCAACCUCACCAAUCUCUGAAACCUCACUAGCCUCCCCUGCUGACCAGUGGGGCACACUGCAUCCACCCAACACCCGGUGUCUCCGUGUAUCUGGGUCAAACCAAACGACUGUUCCAAAGUGGGAGUUGCGAUUGGCUGGAACUGCGCUCUGCAGAGGAAACGUGGAACAGAUGAAGAGCUGGGCCUUUUCCUCUGUAUAAACAGCAGCAUCGAAGAAGGCUAUUGCACAGACAUUUCUCUUGGUUCUAGUGUGGGUUUUUUUUAAACAUUAUUCAGUAU